AAACGGAAUUUCCACUGAUUCACAUUAUAACCACUGAAUUCAGUUUUCUCUUUUAAACACUUAUAUAAACACAUCACCUAUAAUCAAUUCUCAGAGAUACGGAGUUACAGAGAUGGGAAACACCAUGGGAAGAAGGAAGAAGGCAAGGAUUAUGAAGAUCGACGGGGAAACAUUCAAGUUGAAGACCCCAGUUCGAGCUUGGGACGUGGUCAAGGAUUACCCAGGACACGUACUGCUGGAUUCUGAGGCGGUGAAGCAUUUUGGGAUUCGAGCGAAGCCAUUGGAGGCGCAGCAGGAGCUGAAACCCAAGAAGAUAUACUUCUUGGUGGAGCUGCCCAAGUUUACUGAGGAAAAGACUCCGAGGAGGGCCCGGUCAUCGGGGAUACAGAUGAGUGCCAAGGAUCGGCUGGAGUGCUUGAUGCUGUCUCGGAGAGCGGCUUCGGACCUUUCGGCGGUGAAAGCGGUUCCGGCUCAGGGGUCUGAUGGGCCUGGGGAAGGGAUCGGACCGGUGAAGGUGAAAUUAAGGCUGCCGAAGGCCCAAGUGGCGAAGUUGAUGGAGGAGAGCAGAGAUGGAACAGAUGUGGCGGAGAAGAUUAUUGGUCUUUAUAUGGGAAACUCCGGCGACAAUAAAAACAGUUCAGGCCGGAAAUCGGUGCUAAAUGACGGUAUCAAUCGCCAUGGCAUCGGAGAAAAAUUAAAAGCGCGUGAGAGGCGAGUGAGUUUUAUUUCUUCAAAUGAUGGCGAAAUUCAAUUAGCAUCGCCAUAGGAGCUGAUGAAGCACUGAGAAGCAGUUCAGAAGUAGGACCAUUCUUUUCCUGAGUAUCCUUUCAUGUUGUUCGGCAACUUUCUAGUGCAAAAUGUGAUCGGUUAAACAACAAUUUCUCUCUCUUUGGUUGAGUAGUUGAUGUGUGCCACUAAUUAAUUUAAGUAGUUGGAUGUAUAAGAUAAAUAUUGUAAAUAUUGAUUGCCCAUGCUAGAGCAUGGAAACUUCUGUUACUUCUUUGGUAUGGCUUUUAACACGAAAUCGAACAUUUACGAAUAUCUGUUCAUCAUUUAAUCCGCACUUCUGUUAUACUACCU
This is a messenger RNA of Rubroshorea leprosula, 1080 nucleotides long. The record is from the annotation of a GenBank genome assembly. NCBI's taxonomy places the organism in Eukaryota, Viridiplantae, Streptophyta, Magnoliopsida, Malvales, Dipterocarpaceae.